AGACAAAAGCCAUACAGCAGUUUCCUCCCUGUCUCUCCCUCCUUCUCCGAACACACAAAAUCUCUAUUUAAUGGCAUCAUAACCUCCCUGUUUCUUAUCCACAUACUUUUGUCUGAACUUCUUGUUCGCGGUAUCGUUGUAGCAUCAAAUGCUCUCCGUUUCCUACCAAAACAAUCUCUUCUCCAAGUACAGCAAAAUCCCUUUUGAGAGUACCCGUGUUUAGUUUUCAAGAAAGAAAGAAAAAGAAGAGCAAAUUUAGGGUUGUAUAAUUUAAGGUUACUGUCAAACAAAUCAAACCUUCACCAGAAAUCUGGUACUGAGUCUCUUGUGUGGCAUAAACAUGAGGUGCUUUUCUUUCUAUCUCACAAACUUAACAAAUCUCCUCAACUUUCUUUUCCCAUUUCUUAUUAAAAUCCCAUCAAAGUGUUUGCCUGUGCAAAUUGAGAAUAUGGUCGCUUUGGUUUCUCGUACUGGCAGACAUCUUCAACGUUAUGAGAAAGGCUAUCGCCUUGUUGUAGGGUGCAUUCCAUAUAGAUACAAGAAAUCACAGGAACCAACUUCAGUUGAAGAAUUAGAAGUCCUUGUCAUUAGUGCGCAAAAUGGUCAAGGAAUGUUGUUCCCAAAGGGAGGAUGGGAAAAUGAUGAAUGUAUGGAAGAGGCAGCGAAGCGAGAGACGGAGGAGGAAGCAGGAGUUAUUGGUGUUGUUCAGGAUAAAUUAGGCCCAUGGCAUUACAAGAGUAAAAGGAGUUGCAUAAUGCAUGAGAGCUACAUGUUUCCUCUGCUUGUUCAAAAAGAAUUAGACUGUUGGCCGGAGAAAAAUAUCCGAAAACGAAGAUGGGUUUCUAUUAAUGAAGCUAGAGAAGUUUGUCAUAAUUGGUGGAUGCGAGAAGCUUUAGAAGAAUUAUUUAGGCAACAAAGUCGAAAUCUCCAAGCACAAAGUUAGGAAACCUGGAACAAAUGCAGCAACUGCUUGUAAAUUGAACAUUUGUCAACGGCCAUAGGGUUUUCAACCUAGAAUAGGUUACUGAGCAUCUUGUAGAUGAAGUGCAAAUGGUGGUCGUCUUUAUUAGUUGGUGUACAAAUUUUGAUUCAUUGAUUCUUUCGAGCAAUAAACUCGAUUCUUUACCA
This is a messenger RNA of Populus nigra (black poplar), 1128 nucleotides long. RefSeq names its product nudix hydrolase 4-like. The transcript has 5 exons. NCBI's taxonomy places the organism in Eukaryota, Viridiplantae, Streptophyta, Magnoliopsida, Malpighiales, Salicaceae. Gene Ontology annotation, molecular function: pyrophosphatase activity. The record is from RefSeq and is a predicted model, not a curated record. The coding region runs from base 341 to 943 and encodes 200 amino acids. Gene Ontology annotation, cellular component: cytoplasm; nucleus.